This is a messenger RNA of Adineta ricciae, 3027 nucleotides long. Lineage: Eukaryota; Metazoa; Rotifera; Eurotatoria; Adinetida; Adinetidae. The record is from the annotation of a GenBank genome assembly.
AUGGAUUCUACUGCACAUUCAUCACAUGAACAUAUUCGAGAAACUAAUUAUAUUCAUACCUCAAAUCCUGCGAAAUAUGAAAAUAUAGAAGAUAUUAAUGUUAUUUGGCUAGACUCACGUUUAAAUGUUUCGUUGGAUUGUUUGGACACAGAAAGACGUUUACGGCGCAUGAUUGAUCGUCUAUUGACAUUUAAUUCCUGUGACGCUUUUCUGAAAUACAUUGAUACCGAAACACAAGAACGGAUAUUCUUUAUUGUUUCAGGUAGCGAUGGCGAAUUCAUCGUGCCACGUAUCCAUUCUUUAUCAAAAAUCUCAUCGAUCUAUAUUUUCUGCGGUGAUAUAGUUAAACAUGAACAAUGGUCAAAAGAUUUCACGAAAAUCCAUGGUAUUUUCAAUACAAAAGAUGCUCUAUUCAAGAGAGUUACGUCAGACAUGACGUUGUACUUGACAAAUUUAUUGUCAUUUAGCAUACUCGGAAAACAGGACAUCUAUCAAAAAUCAUUAUACAGUUUAUCAUCUGAAGGUGCACGUUCCAUGUGGUUUCAAUUACUUAUCGAAGUUUUGGUAUCUAUGGAACAUUCGGAUGAAGCUAAAAGUGAUUUAUUGGAAAUAAGUCGACAACAAUACAAAGAUGAUCAAGCAGAAAAUAAAAAAAUAGAUGAGUUUGAUCGAACAUAUACACCGGAACAUGUCGUAUGGUGGUAUACAACAGACAGCUUUCUAUAUCGGCUAUUAAACAAAGCUUUACGAAUAGAAAAUAUUGAUAUCAUUUAUAAAUUUCGUUUGUUUCUGACUGAUCUAGAUAAUCAGAUAAAACGAUUGUACAAGGAACAAUCAUCACUUCUACAAUCAAAAGAAACAUUUUAUCGCGGUCAGAAAAUACCACAAAUCGAACUUAGAAAUUUACAGGAAAAUAUUGGUAGUUAUGUGGCAAUGAACACAUUUACGUCAGUAUCACAAUCACGUGAGAUCGCAUUAAUCUAUGCAGGCAAUGGCGAAGACCGACCUGAACUAGAGUCUGUAAUUUUUCAAAUAGAAAUCAACGAACGUUUAUCACCAUGUUGUAAUAUCCGAGACUUUAGUCAAUUUUCAAAUGAAGAAGAACUUUUAUUAACAAUCGGUAGCGUUUUCCGUAUAGUAGACGUGAAACCUUCUGGUGAUCAAUGGAUAAUUUAUUUAACUCUCGAUAAAUCUGACAAUCAGAAAAUGGAAGGACUAAAGAACUUUUUAAGACAAGAUCUUUUCCAUGAAACUGCAUUAAUUAACAUCGCAAAAAUUCUAUUUCGAAUGUCUGACUACAAUCGAGCUGAACAGUAUUGUAUUAGAGCGGAAAAAGAACUUUCUUCUGAUAACAAUGAUCGAGUUGGUCUCUACCAACUUCUUGGCGAGAUUUAUCAAAAUGGAAUGGGAGAUUAUAAUAAAGCUAAAGAAAUGUACGAUAAUGCUCUCUCGUUUAGUGAUAAUGUGUCACAGUUUGUGAAGAUCUUUGGCAAUAUGGGAUUACUUCAAAUACAGAUGGGAAGUUAUGAUAUGGCUUUGACGACUCUUAAUCAGGCAGAGCGACUGUCUCGCAAAUAUAAUUUAUCCAAUUCUUCUGCUAUUAACACAUUAGCUAAUAUUUGUACCAAUAUUGGAAUUACUUAUCGUCAUAAAUUAAACUUUAUAAAGUCAUUACAGUAUUAUAGGCACGCUUUAGACCUGAAGUUACAAAUAGUACCAGAAUUAGAUCCCUCACUUGCUGCUCUUUAUAGUAAUAUUGGCAAUUUAAGUUGUAUUACAUGUGACUAUGAAGCGUCGUUAAAAGCAUAUGAAAACGCUUUGAAGAUCCAACUACAGUGUUUACCGGAAAAACAUAAAGAUCUGGCCACAGUAUACAAUAACAUCGCUCUCGUAUAUGUGACUACUGAACGAUAUUCACAAGCCUUAGAGAAUUUUAAAAAAUCUUUAAAUAUGUUUGAAGCAUUGUUAGACGCAGAUCAUCCGGCGAUAGCCACUCUAUAUCAUAAUAUUGGUGACACUUAUCAGCGAUGGAAACAAUACGAUAUAGCUGUGAUUAAUCUAGAAAAAGCACUGCAACUGCGUAUUCAGAAGUUAUUACCGACACAUAAACAUAUUGCUGAAUCAUAUGAAUCUCUCGGAUGGGUAUACUAUUACCUUUCAAAUUAUGAAAAAGCAUUGGAUUUUUGUGAGAAGGCAUUGAAAAUCGAACCAAAUAGUCCCAGUGUUUACAACUGUAUGGGAAUAAUCUUUAAUUUACAAUGUAAUUACAGUGGAGCGCUAUCAACGCUUCAAAAAAGUAUUGAUUUAUAUGAAAAGUUUCCAGCCGAGCGUACCAUGGCGCUUGCGAAGAUCCGUACAACUAUUGGCAACAUCUUAUCGAUUCAAAAAAAAUUUGACGAUGCACUUAAACAUUAUAACAAAGCAAUUGAAACUUAUCAUUCUGGAAAAUUAUCAAAUAGCUCCGAUUUUAUAUAUAUAUACAGUGCACGAGGAGCGUUUUUCAGCCUCACGGGAGAAUAUGAUAAAGCUCUUGCCGAUUUGACAAUGGCUUUCGACAUGGUAAAAAACUCUAAAGUAAAUUAUAUGCUAUCGGAGAUUCUAAUACAUAUGGGUAACCUGCAUCUCAAACAAAAUCAUUUUGCUGAAGCACUGAGCUGUAUUAAAGAUGCUGAGAAGAAUGAAUCGUCAUUAUCUGUGCAGGAGCAUUCUAUAAAAGGCGAAAUACUUCGUCUAUUAGCCCAUGUAUCGCAUAAACAAGUACAGUAUGACAAUGCUUUAAAAUAUUAUAGAAAUGCGUUGGAAAUAUUCUCUCAAGCUGUUCCUCCUAAUAGGCUAACUAUUGCCUAUAUCCACGUGGAGUUAGGUUGCAUAUAUGAACAAAAAUGUCUGUAUGACGAAUCAUUAAAUGCUUUUCAAGAAGCAUUGCAUUUAUUCACGAUGUUAUUUACCUCUACUCAUUCAGCUAUUUUAUAUGUAAAUGAUAAAAUUACUCAUAUUAACGCAAUCCGACAAAGAAACGACAUAUAA